UUUUUAAAUGCUCGGGUCCCUUGCCAACAACUUUGCAUUCUUCUGACUCCCUAGAUCAGGGAAAAAUCAGUCUUGCAGAGGUCAUUUGAACAUGUGCGCCAGCCAUUUAUGUUUUCAGCAGCCUUUAAUUUUUUUUUAAUGGCUGCCGCACACGCUCAAAUGGUCCCUGUGAAGUCCUAUGCCUUGCCAGGCCUCGCAGAGGCCUUUUGAGCAUAUGCAGCGACCUCCAAAAUGGCCACCACACUGAUCUUUGUAGGCCCAAACAGGCCUGAAAAUUAGCCCGGAAUGGGCUGCGGAAAUGAUCUAAGAGACUGGCGGGGGGAGGGGGGACCCUUGCAGACCCCCCCACCGUGGCCCUUAGGAAGCUCCCCGAAGGGGUUACAGGUUAAAAAAAUAUCCACGAAUUGUGGAGGGGAUGAGGGGCAGCAUGGCACUGGCGCCCCCUCCCCGGUGGCACCUAGGGCACGUGCCCUGGUUGCCCCCCCCCCCAGUUUCGCCUAUGAUGGUCUAUCUUCUUUGGGUCAAUGAACCUUAAGUGCCCAUGUAGCUUAGUGGAAAGUAAUCUUCUAUCUUGAAGACCUUUGUUCUACAACUCUGGUAUCAGCUCAUUGGUUGGACUUUAAAAAGAGACUACUUCUCAGCCUCUGUUCCCCGUGAGUUAAAUGGGCAUGUUGAAAAUGGUCUCACAGGCAGGUUGAAUAAAGGCAGUCAAACUUUGCAGAUUAGAAUUUACUCUCCGCAUGAUUAAUCAUGUUUUCAGUAUUAUUUGCUGUCAUAUUGACUAGGAAAUUGUGAGAAUGUGCAUGGAAAUGUAGCCAUUAGAAGUGGGCUGUAGCUGAGUGGGCGUGUUAGCAAUGAUUGUUGCUUGAAUGCAUUCUUAGCACAUUGCCUUCUGCCAGGCCUCUUAAGCACAUAGCAGUCUUUGCCCUGUGGCUGCUAAGUAUGCAAAUAGGUGUGAGACAAGGAUGGAGAUUGGUGCUGGCUGCUGAUUUCAUACAGGUGUUAUUAGUAUUCCCCAGAAGGAAAAGGGAUUUAUGGGAUUCUCCUCAACUGUAUUCUACCAAAGAAAAACCACAGGACUCUGUGGGUGCCAGGAGUCUAAAUUGACUUGACAGCACACUGUACCAUUGCCUCCUAGUUGAAAGGCUGCCUGCAGUGUUCAAAACACAGUCUAUAUCUUUUUCCGAGAAAAGGGGGUUAGGAAAAGAGGCAAACAGGCAUAUUUGCAGAAAGGUGGGAAGUUAAAUGCCCAUCAUGAUAAAAGAUGGAUUGUGGGCAGAGAAGUCGUAUAUAGCAAGCUGUGGUCCUUCAUGCACAGGCACAUGCUGUCUCACACGCUGGAUUUCUAUCAGCAGCUGCCAAGUGCUGACAAAGGAUAGCAGGUUUUGUUUCCACUGUCCUGAAUGCAUUUCCUCUUUCCCUAUUAUUUAUUAUUUCUUGUUUGCACAGUCAGACAGGUGUUAUUGACUGGUUUGUUUUAUCCAGACAUCAAGUCCUUCCCAAGGACCUAGGAUGCCAGAAUUUUAUUGUCAGUUGUUAUAGAUAUCGUCGCAGAAUAUAGGCUGUUCCCAGUAAAGCUGCUUUUUGUAAUUGGCUGAUGGUGAUUUCUGUGGCCCCUAUGGUGUUGAGGUGCUCUUCAAGGUCUUUUGGAACUGCACCCAGGGCGCCAAUUACUACUGGGAUUAUUUUGGUCUUUUUCUGACACAGCCUUUCAAUUUCAAUUUGUAGAUCUUUGUAUUUGGUGAUUUUUUCUAUUUCUUUUUCUUCUAUUCUGCUAUCCCCUGGUAUUGCUAUGUUGAUUAUUUUCACUUGUUUUUCAUUAAUUAUCAUUGUUGUUGUUGUUAAUUCAAUUUCUAUACCGCCCUUCCAAAAAUGGCUCAGGGCAGUUUACACAGAGAAAUAACAAAUAAAUAAGAUGAAUCGCUCUCUCCAAAGGGCUCACAUUCUAAAAAGAAAAAUAAGAUAAACACCAGCAACAGUCACUGGAAGUACUGUGCUGGGUGUGGAUAGGGCCAGUUACUCUCCCCCUGCUAAAUAAAGAGAAUCACCAUGGUAAAAGGUGCCUCUUUGCCCAGAGGAAUGAAUGCCAUUCACUUAUAUGGAAGAAAGUAAAAGAGUACACUUGGGAACACCAUUGGAGUUGGGGUUUGCUCCCUGAGCUGCUUGUGACUGCUGCUGCAGCCACUAAGAUCCAAGCUUGCUCCAAUAUGCACAUUGUUUCUUUUGUCAUGCUAGAGUUGUUUAAAAGCUAUUUUGAGAAUAGCUUUUCAAAAAUGUAGAUAAUUAUUAAUCUUUCUCUUCGCUUCUUGGGGAGUGAGUGAUUACUCACACUGCCAUGUGCCAUUGGUCCCAGUUUGCUUUAAGAUUUUGCAGGAGGGAAAGGGUUAGGGUUCAUCACUCUGUGACUGAUAAGGUACUCUUCUGGUCUCAGCCUUGACAGUCUAAUAACAUGUUUGCUGACUCAGAGAGGUGAGCCACACCUGUGACUUUAGCUAUCCAGGGAGUUCCUUGAUGCAGUAUCAGAUUAAAGCAAUCUUCUAUCAUAGUUGUUUUUUAAAUAAAGGUUCUGCUUCAUUCUAAUUUCCUUCUUAGUGCAGCCAAGUCUGUAAGCUCUUCGAUUUCUUUGUUUCCUCUGAGUUCUUUGUUUACUUUUUUCCAGUCCUUACAGGAAGUCAGAGCUAAAAUAGGUGCAGCCUUUGCGAAUGUAAUUGCCAUGUGGAGAGCCUACAUUCCUGCUGUUUCUCUUGGGUGUGGAUAGAUUUUUUUCCCCCUGCUUCUCCUUUGGUCACUGAUGUGCUUUUGGCCAGCAAAGAAAGUGUCUUGCCCCUUUCAAAGGGUCGGUCUUGUUUGGCACAGCUCUCUGCAGCCAUGCUGAAGCAGAUCCUGUCAGAUAUGUAUGUGGAUCCAGAGCUUCUGGCAGAGCUUAGUGAGGAGCAAAAGCAAAUCUUGUUCUUCAAGAUGAGACAGGAGCAGAUCAGAAAAUGGAAGGAAAGAGAAGCUGCUACUACAUCAGAGAUGGCUCCAAGGAAACCAGCACUGAGGAAAGCCCAUAUAAAAUCUGUGCAAUGGAAGCUUGGAGCAGAUGGUGAUGUCUGGGUGUGGGUAAUGGGUGAGCACUCAUUGGAUAAGCCGUAUGACCAGCUUUGCGGUGAAAUCCUUGCAGAGAGAGUGAAGCAGCAAUCUCUUCAAGAUGCAGAAGCAGUAAGAAGUCCAGUAGAAGUGUUCACAGGGUCUUCUGCAACGUUGUCUCUGCAUUUUCCACCAGAACUCGGGUCAGAAAUACAGAGAGACUGUAAAAACCCUGUGGAAUGGAACACGCAGAAAGGUGUGAAAAAAGCACAAGUUGCUGAAAAUGCCAGAAAUCAAGAACGUAUCCAGCCUCCUGUGAGUAAACCGAGAGGUGUAGAGCAGAUGUUGGCAGAUUCUGUCAGUCAAUCAAGGAAGUAUGGCUCUCAGCAGAGGAAAGAAGAGCUAAUGAGGACAACCAUGAAUGAGAUCAGAGCACAAGGAGAAGCAACCCCAAAUCUUGUCUAUGAAUCAAUGCAGAAAUCGGACAAGGAAGAUCCUGAUUGGCUGGAAUCUUUGCGGCGGUCAAAAGCAGCCGAUGAGAGGCGAAGCUCCCUUGCCAGACAUGCACGGGAUGACUACAAGAGGCUGUCUUUGCAAGGUGCACACAAGGGGAAAGCAGCUGAAGUUUCCAAGACCUCUAAGACAAGAGAGCAGAGGCAACUGGUCCCUCCACCCUUGCCACCAAAGCCUAAGCACCUCUUUGCUGGAAUAGCCAAUGGGAAACCAGACAGAAAGGCAGUGCAAAGGACUUUUUCCAGUUCUACUCAGGAGAGCAUCAUUCAGUGGUUUAAGGAAGAGCAGUUUCAUCUCCGGGCUGGCUUUGAGAAAUCGACAGACAGGAUAGCACCUUGGUUCCAUGGUAUUUUAACCACUAAGAAAGCAGAAGAAGUUCUAAGUGGUUCAGCACCUGGCAGUUUUCUGAUUCGGGUCAGUGAAAAGAUCAAAGGCUACGUCCUCUCAUAUUUGUCGGCAGAGGGCUGCAAACACUUCUUGAUAGAUGCUUCUGGGGAUUCCUACAGCUUCCUUGGGGUGGACCAGCUGCAGCAUUCAACAUUGGCUGACUUGGUUGAUUACCACAAGGAUGAGCCUAUCACAUCUUUAGGGAAGGAGCUUCUCUAUUAUCCCUGUGGCCAACAGGGCCCAGAGCCCGAUUAUCUUGAUCUUUUUCAGUGAAACCUGAAAUGGCCGUCCUUUCCCAAGUGAAAGUACUUCCUUGAAUGGACAAAUAUGCUUUUUGUGACAGAAGCAGAACCAACAGCUAUCAGUUAUUACAAUCACUUCUUAAAUUGCCAAGUUAUGAUGCAAGCAAGUGUGUUUGAAAAUCAAGAAGGAAAGUGCUUUUGUAUGCUGACGGUUACCAGCCAUGGCUGUGGACACUCCAUCAAGCUUCAAAUGAACAGGAAAUAAAAUGCUAACAAACUAAGGCAAUGGCAAAAUAAUAAUGACAUUGUGAAUUAUAGCAUUAAACUUUCCUUAGACAUCUUUCCUUGGGUUAAAUCCUGCCCUCACGCAUUGCUGUUAAAUGAAGUGCCAUGGGACAUUUCCACAGUAUAAUUUGUGUUACUCUCUGUGAAUAUAUGCAGGGGUAGUAUUGUUGGUGAAAACCACAAAUGCAGAAGUAAUGGAGGUUCUCUUCAUAACAGCUGGACUUGCAAGAUGCUGGCCCUUCUCUGCUCCCAUGAGUCUGUGGGAAUGAAUGUAAGCUUUGCAACACCUGAAGCUAUCAUAUUCUUGGGACAACAUCUUCCCUACAAGAACACAGAACAUAUCCACUGCCUGAAUCCCAAUGUGAUGUUCUAUAGUUCUUCAUCAGAUUCAGGCUCAUGAUGGAGAAAUGAGAGAGGAAUUCAUCCCAGCUGGAUAAAGAAGAGAAGCAUCUGUUUGCCAAAAUAUAGACAUGUUGGCUGAAAUUGUGUCCAUUUGCUUUUUAUAUGCAGGAUCUGGAGCUCCAACAGUUUUCACUGUACUUUGUUUUUAAAUCUUCAGUAUUACCCUUAUGUAUAAUUAAAUGUGUCAGGAAAAGAGAUCUAUAUUUUCAGCACUGUCUAUAUUUGAUGCUCCGUUUUAUGGCUGGGAGUUGAUGUGCACAUAUUUUCCAAAGCUCAGCUUCAUAAAGGUAAGGAAACACAAGCCAAGUCAGCAAAUAUUAAUGUGAAAAUCAUUGUCUAUUAACAUAACUGAUUAUUUCAUAUUACGCCAUUAGUUGAGGAGUUUCCAGUUAUACAAUAAUGUGAAUGGACUGCUUACAAACAAGCUUUUUAAUGUUUCCAAACUGUUUUGUUUUGUUCUGUGCACUUCUGCAUUGAACUGCAAGCAGAAGGACUACUGUUCUUCCACACCAGAGCCAGUAUAGUGCUUCUGUUCUGAUAUAUAUUCUGCUUUGUUGCAUGCACAAAGUCACUGAGGGGAGGCAAUGCAGGUAUUGCAAAUUCGAUCCCCUCCCCCUUCCUUAUAUUAAAAACAGAGAGAGGGUUGUAUAUGUGUGAGGCAGAGCUGCUUUUACAAAAUGGAGACUGGAAUGUGGAAAGGAGCACCACAGGUGGGGGAGGGGAGAGAUGUUUGUACAUUUACAAGUGAAUUUCCCCCAAUAAACUUUGUUGUUCUCAUUGCAGCCAGA
Messenger RNA from Hemicordylus capensis (graceful crag lizard), 5686 nucleotides. It is a transcript of the gene SH2D4A, whose product is annotated as SH2 domain containing 4A. Bases 2869 to 4242 code for a protein of 457 amino acids. Gene Ontology annotation, molecular function: phosphatase binding. Gene Ontology annotation, cellular component: cytoplasm. The record is from RefSeq and is a predicted model, not a curated record. NCBI's taxonomy places the organism in Eukaryota, Metazoa, Chordata, Lepidosauria, Squamata, Cordylidae. The transcript has 9 exons.